AUGUCGGAGAAUAGUCCAUUUAACCGGAGUGGACUAACACGCCGCAGCCCGCCCUCAACGCCCACGCCGCAGCCCGGCCCGCCCGGGCCCGCACCAGCAAACAUGCAGCAGGAAGAAGAGCCCCCGAAGGUAAUUCCCACGAGUGACAUCCAGACCUGGCUGAAAAAGAUCGAACUGAACCUCCACGACGUAUGCUCUACAUCUGCAGAAGGUAAACUCAACACUGACCAGAAGCUCAGAAUCAACAACCUGUGUCGCAGCGUGAACCACUUAGCCUCACAAAUGGCUAUUGAAUACCAAUCUCUAAAAAGCCACGCAGUCCAAGCAUAUCAGUCUCGCCAAGCGCAUCAGGAAAAGAUGGACCUCGUAAAACGCAUCCAAGAACUAAAGGAAUCAAUUGAGGAAUCCAGCCGACAAGUUUCGGGACCUGUAUCGUUUGCCGACGCCCUUAAGAAAAAUGGAACGAGGUACGUUCAACCAUCUAACAUUAGCUCAGUCGCAAUCUAUCCGGUCGACAAGUUAAAAUCGAGUGAGGAGACAAAAUCUCUCGUUCAAAAGAUUAUCCGGCCCGAAGAAAUGAAGCUGCACGUGAGAGGGUUGCGCAAGAUCAAAAACGGCGGUGUAGUGAUAAGCACUGACUCAAAAGAAGACGUCAUAAAACUGAAGCAAUCGGCGCAGCUUACGACCUCUGGACUCACCGUUGACGAGCCACAAAAACGCAAGCCCAGAAUUGUAGUCAUUGGAGUUCCCGCGGACAUGCAGGAAACUGAAGUCCUCAAGUGCAUUUUCAAUCAAAACUUAGCCGAUAAAUUACAAGAUUGGUCGCUCGAAAAAUUUAUGUCUUCCACUAAGCUCAGUCACAAAUCCGGAAAAAAGGACGCCGAGACCUGUAAUUAUAUAAUUGAAGUUUCUGGAGCGAUACGCAAGGCCUUAAUUACGAACGACAGAGUUUUUGUGAAUUGGUCAUCCUGCCCUGUUAGGGAUUUCACCUUGGUGACGCGCUGUUUCAAAUGUCAGCUUUACAAUCAUGCAGCGAAGACCUGCAAAAUGGAGACCAACAUCUGCGGCCACUGCGGCGAAGCGGGUCACUCAUUCAAGGAAUGCACAAAAAAGGACGAAGCACCAAAAUGUGCAACAUGCUCGCACUACAAGAAACCAUGCAACCACCAAACAGGCGAAGCCGACUGCCCAGCUAGAAAAAUGGCCGAAAAAAGGUAUUUAAACUCUAUAGAUUAUGAAGGCGCCUAGGAGCGCUAACUUUCUACAUACUUAUAUAGCACUUCUUAUUUCAUUAGUUUAACUACCUAUGAACAAUAUCAUAUUUUCUGACCUAGAUAGUUUCUCUGUAUCAGAGUCUAAAGCCUGCGAUGUCGAAACCUGCAAACAACAUGUUCGUCGCUGUCGAAGUCCAUUAUCAAUUUUAACACAAAACAUACGGAGUAUCUGCAAAAACUUCGAUAAUUUUAAUGUAUUUCAACAAAGACUAGAUAUUACUUGUGACAUCAUUGUCUUGACUGAAUGCUGGCUUAGUACUCAUACCAAUCUACCAAAUAUGCCCGGUUACAUUUCGUAUAGCACUAAGUAUAAUUAUAACCAAAAUGACGGGGUAGUAGUUUAUGUAAAAAAUAAUUUAAAUAUCACAGUUGUGGAACCCCAUAUACUAGAUUGCAAUCGGCUCUUAAUUAAAAUCGGAUCAGAUACUGCAGUAUUAGCCUUAUAUAGACCCCCCUCCUUUAGAGAUACCAAUAAUUUUAUCAAGUCCCUGGAUGAAAAUCUAAGUAAACUAACAUCCUUCAAAAAUAUAGUAUUGAUAGGAGAUAUUAAUAUUAACAUUCUAUCUGAAAACAGCGAAUCCUCGCUGACAGCCCAAAGCUAUCUUAACCUGUGUUCUUUCCAUGGCUUACUCCCAGCGCACACGCUUCCUACACAUCAAAGCGGGUCAUGCUUAGAUCAUAUUAUGGUAAAAUCUAAUUCUUCGGCGUUAGCACUUGUUACUAACUCUACAGUGACCGACCACAGAGCUGCCCUACUAACCUUCUAUCGUAAAUCACGUAGUACAUGCACGCGCACGCAAUUUGUCAAUAAAUUAAAUAUAAACAAACUUGGAGAUGAUUUACGCAAUAUUGACUUUGGCCCCGUUUAUAAUUCUGCUGAUGCAGAAAAUAGUAUGCUGUACUUGACCAAAAAUGUCCAGCAAGCAAUUUUACGUAACACUAAUAAGACACGUUUAAAUAGCAAGAAUUUUAACAAAAAACCAUGGAUAACCACGGGACUUCUUCGAUCUAUGAGACACAGGGAUAAACUACACUUGAAAGCUAAAGCAAAUCCAGACAAUCUUAUAUUGCAACUGACGUAUAAAAGAUAUCGUAACUUUUGUACCAACUUACUGAAAAACAUAAAAACAAA
Molecule: messenger RNA, 2406 nt
Organism: Cydia amplana
Lineage: Eukaryota; Metazoa; Arthropoda; Insecta; Lepidoptera; Tortricidae
Exons: 1
Coding region: 1-1248 (415 amino acids)
Molecular function (GO): nucleic acid binding; zinc ion binding
Source: RefSeq, a predicted model, not a curated record